Messenger RNA from Lagenorhynchus albirostris (white-beaked dolphin), 2297 nucleotides. It is a transcript of the gene RTL6, whose product is annotated as retrotransposon Gag like 6. Bases 649 to 1368 code for a protein of 239 amino acids. The record is from RefSeq and is a predicted model, not a curated record. The transcript is spliced from 2 exons. Lineage: Eukaryota; Metazoa; Chordata; Mammalia; Artiodactyla; Delphinidae.
CGCGCGAGCCGGUGGUCUCCAUGGCAACCAGCGGGGCCCAAGCGAGGCGAGCCUGGAGCCGCCACCGCAGCCGCGCAGGCCCCGCCCGCACCCUGGCCGCUCAGCCACUAGCCCUCCGCCGCGACCCCGGGCCCGGUCCCAGCUCGGCUGGUGUUCCCGCCAGAGGCUGCCCGCGCCUGCCUCCUGCCGCCGCCGCCCGGGCCUGACCUGACCGGGAAGCAGUUCCGGCGGGCCGCCGCCGUGACUCAUCUGCCUGCCCGCAUUCCCCGAUCGGGCCAUCUUGGUCGCGGCCGGCGCGGCAGACGGAGCCGCGGAGGAAGCCGCGGAGACCCAGGGCCCAGAACAAGUCCACCCUCCUGUGCAGCCCGCCAUGGCCUUGUGAGGGCGGCGAUCAAGGAGCCACAUCCGGAGCUGGGGAUCCCCGAGGGUCUGCACCCCUUGCCUGGUCUGGCUGUGCUCAUCUGUCGGUCCGUCUGCCCUGCCUUCUUGUUUGGGCUUCUGAGCCACGCUGGGUCUUGAACCCUACCCUUUCCUUGAUUUCUCUCUUGGUCUACCCAAUUUUAGCAUUACAGGUGCUCAGGUUCUGGGAUACCCAGACCCCCUUCUCCCGCUUCAUCCGUCUCAGCCUUAGGCCGACCUCUGGCCACCAUGGUUCAACCCCAGACCGCAAAAGCUGAAACCCCAGCCUCUGCAGCGUCUACCAAUGCCCAAAUGGAUGACGUCAUCGACACCCUGACUUCCCUGCGCCUCACCAACUCCGCGCUGAGGCGGGAGGCCUCGACCCUGCGGGCAGAGAAGGCCAACCUCACCAACAUGCUGGAGAGCGUGAUGGCGGAGCUGACCUUGUUACGCACCCGGGCUCGGAUUCCCGGGGCGCUGCAGAUCACCCCACCCAUCUCGGCCAUUACCUCCAAUGGGACCCGGCCGAUGACGACGCCUCCCACCUCGCUGCCCGAGCCCUUUUCCGGAGACCCUGGCCAGCUGGCGGGGUUCUUGAUGCAGAUGGACAGAUUCAUGAUCUUCCAGGCCUCGCGCUUCCCCGGAGAGGCCGAGCGAGUGGCGUUCCUCGUGUCCCGGCUGACCGGGGAGGCGGAGAAGUGGGCGAUCCCCCACAUGCAACCCGACAGCCCCUUGCGAAACAACUAUCAGGGAUUCCUGGCCGAGUUGCGGAGAACCUACAAGUCUCCGCUGCGGCACGCCCGGCGCGCCCAGAUCAGAAAGACUUCGGCCUCGAAUCGAGCCGUGCGGGAACGGCAGUCGCUCUGCCGCCAGCUGGCCGCCACGGGCACGGUGCCCUGCCCUGUGCACCCAGCCUCCAAUGGGACCAGUCCAGCCCCGGCCCUGCCCACCAGAGCUCGGAACCUUUAGGAAUCGGCCACCACCCUGGUCCGUCUGCCGCCACCCAGGUAGCAUACCCCUUUUGCUGCGUAGAAAGAAGUGUCCGUACCACACAGCAUCGCCCUUGUUUGAAGACAUCCCUUCCCGCCUCUCUCGUUCCAUAAGGACAUCUGUCAUUGCUCCUGGGCGCCCUGUGACCCACCUUGCUUCCUGGUAUCGCGUGCUAGCUUGGAACCUCCGUUGCAUGUUUCCCUUCUCUCGCUUGCAAUUCCAGCUCUUCUAGUGACCACAGCUCUGCUGCUGGGUCACGCUGACCCCGCAACACACUUUGGACCAUUGGGGCUGACCUUUCCCAGCCUGACCAGGUUCACAGACGCUCGUCUUCCACCCUCUGCGGCCCCACGGCAGCUCCCCACCUGGCUGCCCUGUUCUCAGUAGUGAGCUUGCUGAUGGCAGAAAGAAGCCCUUUUGGCCAGGCGGGUGGCUUGAUGGGGGUACCUGGAGAGGAGAGCCUGGCAUCCUGCGCGUAGGUGAUUGCCAGCCCUGCCAGGGCCCAGCGUAGCAGGCAGGGGCCUCGUCUCUGCUGUCCGCGGCCGAGGAUCAGAGCUGGGAGUGGUUCUAGCGUUUCCGGGGGGCCGGCUCCACUCUGCACAUGAGUAUGCAGUCCUCGUGCCCCACGGCUGCCACUGGGAAAGACUGCUACUGCGGCCUUAGGGGGGGCCCCCGCAGGCUGCACCCCCAUCAAUGCCUGGCUUUAGCUGCCAGUGUUCUGAUACGCCAGGACUGGGGGGAAUCCGGAACUCGCCUGCUAGGCAGGUCGUUGUGGCUUGGGAUCACUGGGCGUUUCCAUCAGGCCUCCACAGGCAGCACAUACACGCCCAUCCCUGCCUGAGACCCCCGGCAGGCUGAGGGUGGGCUCUAGAGGCUCACUUUGCUGCCCUGGACCCCCCGUGGGAAUC